AUGGAUGGUUCCCCUUCUGCCUGGUCCAUGGUGACGCCGAUGCUUCUAUUUUCUUGUUUCUGCCUUUUGGUUGGAGAUAUUCUCUUUGGUUAUGAUACAGGCAGCUUUGGUGGAAUUCUCGCAAAUCCAAGCUUUGUGAAUCAAUUUGGCACCUAUAGUCCCCAGACUAGAAAGUACUCCAUCGACUCCCUCCAUACAUCUCUUCUCACAUCGCUAGCAUUCAUUGGCAAAUUUAUCGGUUGCCUCUUUGCCGGUCCAGCGAUUGAAAAGUAUGGCCAUCGCACAGUGUUUUUUGGCCUGUCCAUAAUUUCUGUGAUUGGCAUUAUCAUCGAGAUAACUUCCGCUGGAAGUGCUGCUGGAACUGGACGUCUUGCGCAGUUCAUCGUUGGUCGGAUAGUCGUCUACAUCUCAGUUGGUUUGGUGGAAGUCAAUGUAACAAUUUAUCAAUCCGAAAUUGUGCCAGCCUUCUUCAGAGGAUUUGUCAUUGUCUCGUUACAAUUGUUUCUCACUGUUGGGUCAAUCCUUGCCUCGGUCGUCAAUAAGGUUUUCUCUACCUCUACGGACUCCGUUGGCUGGAAGACUAUUACAGGCAUCCAAUUCGUUUUUCCCGUUCUGAUUAUCGUGUUUACAUUCUUCAUACCCACCUCUCCCCGAUGGCUUCUGUCCAAAGACCGUAAUGAGGAAGCCGUGAUAGCGUUAGGUCGUCUAAGACCCAAAGUGGACACCACCAACGGAAACUGCGAGAUGGAGAUCCGAUCCAUUCGAGAGGCUCUUCAGCAGAAUGUGCAUAAAACUCCAUGGUCCGAUCUCCUGCGUGGGACCAACCUCCGCAGAACUAUAAUCGUCAUCAUAUAUUACUUCUUCCAGCAGCAGGCUACGGGCCAGGCCUUUGUUUCAACAUACUCCGUGGUUUUCUACAAAGCAAAUGGAUACGCCAAGUACGCCUUCACUUAUCCCCUCAUCACUGCUUGCCUUGGCUUCCUUGCCAUUUUACCAGCGAUGUAUAUGGUUGACAGAUUCGGACGUCGCUUCGGCCUUAUGUUCUCAUUCUUCUUCCAGACUUUGUGGCUUUUCAUCCUGGCUGGGAUAGGCGAGAAAGGCCACAAGUCUACUACGGAGAAUAAUGCCGUUGUUGCAGUCUUCAUACUGUAUGCAGUCUCCUACAAUAUGGGCGGUGGGCCGAUUCCCUACCUUAUCGGGGCCGAGGUCCCGAACGCUGCAGUUCGUGAGAAAACGCAAGCAAUUGGCACUUCUUGGAACGUUCUAUGGGCCUUUGUGACAAAUUUCGCCCUUCCCUAUAUGAUCGACAGCAUCCAUUUCAAGGUUGGCUGGGUUUUUGGCAGCCUUGCCUUAUUGGGUCUUCUGUUUACAUUCUUCUUCCUUCCAGAGACCAAGGGCCGAUCACUCGAGGAGAUUGACGCUGUCUUUUCAGUCCCCUUCAGUCCAUUCCGGUCAACUGACUCGGAAAUUGCAUGGCGAUCUCCUCCAAUUGAGGGCAAAUCCUCCAAUGUCCCAGACUCGACAGGGAAGGACACAUGGAAGGGAUUUUCUCUAGCUGCAUCAUAG
Molecule: messenger RNA, 1566 nt
Organism: Penicillium cataractarum
Lineage: Eukaryota; Fungi; Ascomycota; Eurotiomycetes; Eurotiales; Aspergillaceae
Exons: 9
Coding region: 1-1566 (521 amino acids)
Biological process (GO): transmembrane transport; carbohydrate transport
Cellular component (GO): membrane
Molecular function (GO): carbohydrate:proton symporter activity
Source: RefSeq, a predicted model, not a curated record